Molecule: messenger RNA, 1158 nt
Organism: Arxiozyma heterogenica
Lineage: Eukaryota; Fungi; Ascomycota; Saccharomycetes; Saccharomycetales; Saccharomycetaceae
Gene: HPM1
Product: protein-histidine N-methyltransferase
Exons: 1
Coding region: 1-1158 (385 amino acids)
Biological process (GO): peptidyl-histidine methylation, to form tele-methylhistidine
Molecular function (GO): protein-L-histidine N-tele-methyltransferase activity
Source: RefSeq, a predicted model, not a curated record
AUGAGUUUUUCAUUUGGAUUCUCUGGGAGUGAUUAUAAUGAUGAGAUUGAAUAUGAUGCAAAUGUCGAGAAUAUAUCAUCUUUAAAUAAGUAUACUGAUAAUGGAACCAAUAACAUACAAUCUAAUUUUAUCAAUCCUUUAGAUUCUGAUCAUCUUUUGAAGGAUCCAGUUGUUCAAGCACAAAUUGAAAAUUACCAACAAUUUCUAGAAUCCUUGAAAGAUGUAAGGUUAACGUUUGAAAAAAUUUAUACACCAGAAACAAAAACAGAGCUAUUUAGACGUGAAUUAUUUGAUAUAAAACACCAAUUAAUGACAGAAUAUGAUACUAACAGUGAAGAAAAUGACGCUAAUAAUCUGAAGUUGGAUAUACUGAUUAAUGAAGAUUUGAAAAAAAAUGUUUAUGAAGGUGGAUUAAAAUCAUGGGAAUGCUCUAUCGACGUAGUUGAUUCCUUUGCUAAAAAAAAUCACGAUCAAACUUUGUUACCUAAUUUAAAUUUUAAUAAGAUCAAAUAUAUAGUAGAAUUGGGUUGUGGUACUUCACUUCCAACCGAAUAUAUUUUCAUGCAAUAUCUUCUACAGACAAAUGAUUCCUUUGCCACUCCUUCAAAUCAUGGUAUCCAUUUCAUUCUAGCUGACUACAAUUCAAGUGUUUUAAGAUUAGCUAGUUUACCAAAUCUAAUUAUCACAUGGGCAAUGUUGACAUUAUCCAAGGAUCAAUGGACUGACCUACAGAGAUGUAAUGAUCCAAAUAUUCCGAUAUUAGACGAUGAAUUGUUAUUAACUAAUAAAUUACUUGACACUUUCUAUAAUGAUAUGGAGAGAAGGAACGUAAAAAUAAGUCUAAUUUCAGGAUCUUGGGGUCGUAAAUUCAAUCAGUUGUUAUAUACUUUAAUUGAUGUUAACAGCAAUGAAGAAAUUUUACUCAUUACAUCAGAAACUAUUUAUCAACCAGAAAAUUUACCAUUGAUUUCUGAAACUUUGAUCGACGUACAUGAGAAAUUCCUUAAUCAAAAUCAUAUUUUGGUAGCUGCCAAAGACAUCUAUUUUGGCGUGGGAGGUAGUAUAUUAGAUUUCCAAAAAUAUUUGAUCGAUAGAAAUAUCAAUUUUGUUACAUUUAAAAUAAACGCUGGUUUAAAAAGAUCAAUAGUAUAUAUAUAG